This is a messenger RNA of Peromyscus californicus insignis, 4496 nucleotides long. It is a transcript of the gene Rfx8, whose product is annotated as regulatory factor X8. The record is from RefSeq and is a predicted model, not a curated record. NCBI's taxonomy places the organism in Eukaryota, Metazoa, Chordata, Mammalia, Rodentia, Cricetidae. Gene Ontology annotation, biological process: regulation of transcription by RNA polymerase II. Gene Ontology annotation, molecular function: DNA-binding transcription factor activity, RNA polymerase II-specific; RNA polymerase II cis-regulatory region sequence-specific DNA binding. The transcript is spliced from 15 exons. Bases 1624 to 3417 code for a protein of 597 amino acids.
UUACCCACUUUUAAUUGCACAACUCAGUAACAUUAAGCACAUUCACAUUGUGUAAUGAUCAUCUAGCUACAGAGUUUUUUCAUCAUGCUAGACUGAAACUCAACACUGUUAAGUAUGAAUUCCUAUUUAACAUCCUCCACAACUAUCCCGAGAUGACAACCGUCUAUUUUUCUGUCUCUAUGAGUUUGAUUACCAGAUGUACCUCGUAUGAAUAGGAGCACCCUUUAGGGUCUUCCUCAAUUAGCAUAACGGUUUUAAAAUCCAUCCACAUGGUAACAUGUGUCAGAACUGAAUGACUUUUAAAGAACGAAUACCAGCCCGCGGUUUGGAUAUACCACAUUUUCUCUACCCAUUUGUCCGUCCAUGGACGCUCAGACAGCUUCCCCAUGGACAGUGCUGCUAUGAAUUCGCCCGCACAUGUGUCAGUGCUUCCUUUCCGCUGCUUUGAGUGCGCAUCUAGAACUGGACACUACUCCAUCAUUUGAUAAUCCCAUGGUUAGAGGGAUGGCUAUACUGUUGGCCAUAGCAACUGCUCCACUCCUCCUCCCUACCAGCAGGAAACAAGGGUUCCAAUUUCCCUGCAUCUCCACGAACAUUUGUUGUUUUCUGUUUCUAAGAGUCAUUCCAAUGAGUACCGCCGGGGCUUGCAUCUCUUUCUAAGGUCGAGCAUCUCUUCCGGUGCUUAGUGGACACAGGCGUGUCUUCUCCUCAUGUCCUCCACUCGUUUUUAAGUUGAGCUUUGAUACUGUGUUACUCUGGUUGUCAAAUAUGUUUCUCAUCUAGAUUGAGACAUCCUUAGGAGACUCAUAAGCAGUGGGCGGCCAGUGUCACCUACCGGUUGGUGGGCUCUGGCUGUGCAGCAUGGCAUGCCUGUGAACACAGCCGCCUAUUGCCCCAAGAAAGAAGUCAACUUCGGAGACCGCAGUCACAAAACAGCCACACAAACACAUUUGGCUCUGCAGGGCAAGAAAGGCCUUAGCCUGGCUUCAGGCUCUGGGGAUCAGUCUGCAAUAGCAGCCACCUGAAGCUGCACACUGGCCUCACCUGGGGUCCCCUUCCCUGGGAUUCUAGGCCCCCAGGCCCGGCUGCUUUCAGCUUUUCAGUCACCUGGAACACAGCCUCAUCCAAGAGAGUGGCUUUACCCAGGUCAACGCCCUUCCCCAUGCCCCACCCCCACCCGGGCCAGAUAUACCGAACCCCUUUGGGAAAGGAGGUAUGGCUUGGACGUCAGUAUUUCUCCAAAGUGCCAAAAUAACCAAAUAAUUUCCAAGCGCAGUCCAGCCGAUGACUCUUGAUGAUCAAACACAAGGAGCGACCUGGUUGGAAACACGUGCCUCCAUUUUUCUUUCUGGUUUCCUGGCUUGGUCCGUUGGUCCAAAGCUGGCAAGGGCUGGGUGGGAUGGGGUGGGGGGAUGUUUCUCAGACCUUUGAUCGGGGGGGGGGGGGGGUAGACGACCCUAACCCGCACCCCUAGGUGCAGGGCGUGGGUCCAGCAGCAUCCUCCUCCUCCCUGCCUGCAGCAGGGCUUCCCGCGUGUUCCCCCGCGCGCCCCAUCUCUAAAGUAAACAGGGCGGAGGGGACCGGUGCCGCCCGCUCGCUGCCCGGCUGCAGCCGGCCGGAGCCAUGGCCGAGGCGGUGCCGGCCUCCCCUGCGGGCAGCCGCGGCCUGCACCGGGGCAUCAUCCAGUGGCUAGUUGACAAUUUCUGCGUCUGUGAAGGGUUUAGUGUGCCUCGAUGUCUCAUGUAUGAGAUUUAUGUGGAGACCUGUGGGCAGAGUGCUCAGAACCAGGUUAACCCAGCAACAUUCGGGAAGCUCGUGCGCUUGGUUUUUCCUGACCUGGGCACCCGGAGGCUGGGCACACGAGGAAGCGCCAGGUAUCACUAUGAUGGAAUCUAUAUCAAGAAAAGUUCUUUCUUCUACUCCCAUUACUGCCACCUCCUGGGUAAAAAAAGCUGUCACAGUGGUGAUGUGGUCACCUUUGGAAAAUCUACUGAUUAUAACAACGUUAUCAAACAGGAAGAAAGAUGUGAAAAUCACUCACCAAUUAAGACGGACUCGAUGGAAUCACCCGUGUCUCCGUUCAGACGAUGUCCGUUUUGGGAACAAGAGCUGGCAAACAAGUACUCCUGUAAGCUGGUGGUCUUUCUCGCUGACGAGUACUGCAACUACUGUCGAGACGUUUUACAGAGUGUGAAGAACCAAGAGCUGGAGAAGGUGGAGGACUUAAUCACAUCCUUCUGGAAAUCUCUGCAGCAAGACACAGUCAUGCUCAUGUCUCUGCCUGACGUGCGCCAGCUCUUUGGAUGCUAUGACAUGCAGCUGUUUAAGGGCCUGGAGGACAUUCUCCUCCCUGACUUCCUGGAGGACGUUAGUAUCCAGUACCUGAAAUCCGUCCGGCUGUUUAGUAAGAGAUUUAAACUGUGGCUUCUCAGGGCUCUCGAAGGUUUCCCGGCCAUCUUACAGAUCUCCAAACUCAAAGAAGUCACUGGAUUUGUCAAAAGACUCAGGAGGAAGACAUACCUUUCCAACAUGGCAAAGACGAUGAAGAUGGUCCUGAAGAACAGCAGGAGAGUGGGCCUCUUGAAGUCAGAUCUGCGUGCCAUCAUCAGCGAAGGCACUUUGGAUAUUUCGAAGAAGGUCCUGGCAGGUGACUCAGACCAUGAAGAGGAUCUGGAGAGCCACACAGAGAUGAAAUGCUUGGGCUGUCUAAUUUCUUUGCUGGAAACCUCCACAGAUCUUGCUGAACUCCUGAACUGUGUGUCUUCAAACCUCCAAGUGCUUGUCUUCCAGCCAAGCAAAAGCAAAGAGGAGUUUGUCAGGCUGGCUGCCAGCUUCCAGCUAAGAUGGAAUUUCCUUCUCACCGCUGUGAGUAAAGCCAUGACCUUGAGCCACAGAGACAGUUUCGGCGCCUGGCAUCUGUUUCAUUUGCUGCUUUUGGAAUAUGUGAUUCACAUUCUGGAGUCGUGCGUAGAGGAAGAAGAGGAAGAAGAGGACCUGGGGAGUCUCCAGGACUUGCUGUCAGAUGACCAGUUUCUCGCCCAGCCGGACCAGGCCCUUUUCCACCCUCUGGAUACUUUGCCAACGUCGGAAUGCACAAGCCGGAGUGUGGAGUCACCUCAGGUGACGCUGAGACACAUGAGCCAGAGCUGCAGUCCCAUGGGUGUGAGCAGCAUGGUUCUCCAGGUGCUGGGCUUCCUGGUGGACACUGCCACAGGCAAUAAGCUCAUCCAGGUAUUGCUAGAAGACAAGGCCACCGAGAGCAUCUUUAAACUCAGCCUUCCUGUGGGACAAGAAGCCCUCAUCACCCUAAGCAACGGACAGAGAUUUGUAAUUCACAUAUCUGAUGUGCCCCAAAGCUCAGAAAAUACUUACUGCAGAAAAAUCAACACGAAUAUGCCAGGUGGUUUGUUGGAAUAGGGCGUGAGGAGACAGGCUUGAAUUCUUAAAAUAUGUAUUAAAUCCUAAAGUUUUGUAUUGAUCUGAGAGAUUUUAUGUAUAUAAUAGAUGAAGCACUUUAUGUUUGUAUGUAUUUUGAGGAAUUGCUUUUGAUCAAACUAUAAACUAAUUUGGAGAAUAAUUCUUUUUGCCUCUUGUUUUUCCUUUGGGUCCUGUUGGACAGUUCUCUUUGGGGACAGAACAGAAGACCAAUGUAAGAAAUCAUUAGGAAUGAGGAUUGGCUGUUUCCAGAGAAAGAUACAGUUUGAGGACUACAAAUUGGUGUUUUCUCUUUCCCUUUGUUGUGACCCAAUCCCAAUCAAAACAGAACUUGUAGAAAACUCCAUCAGGCAAGAGGAAGCUCACUGAGUUCUCCUGGUACUCCCUGGCAUGUCUAAAUGCCUGGUUCAUUACCCUAGUUUUCAAAACAUGAGGUGUAGAUGUAACCAACGGUCUUAUAAAAUAAGAAACACAGAGCCAAUUCAGAGAAGAAAGCCAAGAGGUCAGAGCUAAGAGCCUCACCCUUCCUGAUUCAGGGAUCCUCUCCAGCCAAGAGAGCUCUCCGAAAAGGACCUACUUCCUGUGUGUCUGUCUUUAAAGUCUUCCUGUUCUGCCUUCUCAUUGGUUGUAAACCCAAACAUGUGACUGCCUCGUCACUGCCUGAAUGUACCGCCCUCCAGGUCCUUAAAGGCGUGCGCCACCGCCGCCACGCACUUGCUAUGACUCUAAUAGCUCUGACCCCCAGACAACUUUAUUUAUUAACAUACAAUUAAAAUCACAUUUCAGUAUAAGUAAAAUACCACCACAAUGAGGUAGAAUUGUAAAUUCAAAAAUGUCUACGAUAGGCGCCCAUGUUCCUUUUGUGAAGCAGAAUCUUAAAAGUUGUUGAAAUUUUGUGUAUCAUUGCCAUACAGAUAUAUUUUCUGCAACUGAUUAUGAUGUUUAAAAUGAAUUUUAGAAUUCAUGAUUUGCAUGGUUUCUGGAGUAAAUGAAAUGACUUGAGAAAUUUUACUGGUCUCUUAUUACAUGCGAAAUGAUUUAAAUUUCAUUUAGUUCCACAU